Molecule: messenger RNA, 1581 nt
Organism: Sphenostylis stenocarpa
Lineage: Eukaryota; Viridiplantae; Streptophyta; Magnoliopsida; Fabales; Fabaceae
Source: the annotation of a GenBank genome assembly
AUGGAUGUAUCCAGGUUUAAGUUGAUGGCGGAUACAGGGUUGUUAUCUAAUUCUGUAACUAAGGUUUUCACUGAGACGGUUGCAGGUUCCAAUGAUUGUGAUGAUAAUGGCAAUUUGGGGGAUGAAGCUGGUAUUGCUAUUAUCCCACCAAAACAGGAUAGAGAAGAAAAGACUCCCAUGUUAGAUAUGAUAUCCCAAAAUAGAAGAAGCACUUUGGUUGCUAGUGAUGAAGUAUUACCUGAUGAAAUUCAGGAGGAGGAUUCGUUGUCGUUGGAAGGUGACCAGAUUGUGGAUAGCUCGUGUUCUCUUUCAGCAGUCAGUGAGAACAGUAGUGUGUGUGGAGAGGAGUCCUUCUGUUUAGAUGCUACAUCAGAUGUUGGGACACCUUGUUCUGCUGACGUAGAUAAGAGCGUUUGUGCUGUAAAUAUUGUUGCUGAGGGGAUUGACUUGGAGGAAUCAAAUGUUAACACAGAUAUGACUGAACCUCUUGCUGAGGCAGUGAGCCUUGACGGAGAGAAUGCAAUUAGAUCUGGCCCUAAGCCUUCCGAUGUUGUUCUUCAUCAUUUGCCUCAGGAAAAGGGGGUGAGUGGAAUGGUUGGUCGGAGUGUUUUUGAAUUGGAUUAUACCCCACUUUAUGGAUUCAUAUCUGUGUGUGGAAGAAGACCUGAGAUGGAAGAUGCACUUGCAACUGUUCCUCGAUUUUUAAAAAUUCCUAUUCAAAUGUUAAUUGGUGAUCGGGUGCUUGAUGGAAUAAACAAGUGUUUUAGUCAACAGAUGACUCAUUUCUUUGGAGUCUAUGAUGGCCAUGGUGGCUCUCAGGUUGCAAAGUAUUGUCAAGAUCGUAUCCAUAAGGCUUUGGCUGAGGAAAUAGAAUUUGUUAAGGAAGCUCUAAUCAGUGGAAGUAUGAAGGAUGGUUGUCAAGAUCAGUGGAAAAAAGUUUUCACCAAUUGCUUCUUAAAGGUUGAUGCUGAAGUUGGAGGGAAAGUUAAUAAUGAACCUGUUGCCCCCGAAACUGUUGGCUCCACCGCUGUUGUUGCUGUUAUUUGCUCAUCUCAUAUCAUAGUUGCAAAUUGUGGUGAUUCAAGAGCGGUUCUAUGUCGUGGCAAAGAACCCAUGGCACUAUCAGUGGACCAUAAACCAAACCGAGAUGAUGAAUAUGCAAGAAUUGAGGCAGCUGGAGGAAAAGUGAUUCAAUGGAAUGGUCAUCGUGUAUUUGGUGUUCUUGCAAUGUCAAGGUCUAUUGGUGACAGAUAUUUGAAGCCAUGGAUUAUUCCAGAACCAGAAGUUAUGUUUCUUCCCCGUACAAAAGACGAUGAGUGUCUCAUUCUCGCCAGUGAUGGUCUCUGGGAUGUUAUGACGAAUGAAGAGGUGUGUGACCUUGCUCGGCGACGGAUACUUCUCUGGUACAAGAAAAAUGGCUUUGAACAACCCUCAUCAGAAAGGGGAGAGGGAACUGAUCCUGCUGCACAAGCAGCAGCAGAAUACCUAUCAAACCGUGCCCUUCAGAAAGGAAGCAAAGAUAACAUCACUGUGACUGUGAUUGAUUUGAAACCCCAAAGGAAAUAUAAGAGCAAGUCAUGA